Messenger RNA from [Candida] anglica, 1678 nucleotides. The record is from the annotation of a GenBank genome assembly. Lineage: Eukaryota; Fungi; Ascomycota; Pichiomycetes; Serinales; Debaryomycetaceae.
CAUCAAAUCUUUAUCUCUUGUUCUUUUCCCUUAAACUUGUCCAAAGAUGGCUAACUUGACCAGAUCCAACGCGCGGAUCGUCCGUUUCGCUGUGUUUGCUGCUAUUUUGAUUGCUUGUGGGUUCAUUCUCUCCAAGGGAUCUUCUUACUCUGCUCCUCCUUCGGUUAAAUCUGUCGCUCAACCAGGUCCUCCUGUUCAAGUAGCUACUCCACCAGUUGAUGCCAAAGACUCUUUAAUCAACAAGGCUGCUGAUGCUCCUGCUGCUGCUCCUGCUGCUGCUCCUGCUGCUCCUGCUGCCAAGGCCGGUGCCCCAGCUGUUCCUGCCAAGGCUGCUGUUCCACCACCUGCUGCUGCUGCUCCUGCUAAGCAAGAAGGUAUUCCUCAAGCUCCUUCUGAUGAUAUUGGAGGUAGUUCCAAUGCUAAGGCUCAAGCUCCAGCUGCUGCUGCCCCAGCUGCUGCUGCUGCUGCCAAGGCCGGUGAUGAUAAGGCUGCCGGUUCCGAUUCCAAUGCUGGAACUGCUAAGGCUUCUGGAUCACGUAUUUCUGCCACUUUCGUGUCUCUUGCUCGUAACUCUGAUGCUCAAUCUCUUCUUGGUUCUAUCCGUCAAAUUGAAGACCGUUUCAACAAGAACUACAACUAUGAUUGGGUUUUCCUUAAUGACGAACCAUUUGACCAAAACUUUAAGGAUAUCACUAGUGCUGCAGUUUCUGGUAGGGCCAGAUAUGGUCUUAUUCCAAAGGAACAAUGGUCUUACCCUGACCACAUUGAUCAAGAAAAGGCUGCUUACACUCGUGAACAAAUGAAGAACGAUGGUGUCAUCUAUGGUGAUUCUGUUCCUUACCGUCACAUGUGUCGUUAUGAAUCUGGGUUCUUUUGGCGUCAUGAACUCAUGAUGGAUUAUGAAUACUACUGGAGAGUCGAACCAGAUGUCAAGAUUUACUGUGACAUUGAUUACGAUGUCUUCAAGUGGAUGAAGGAUAACAACAAGGACUACUCCUUCACCAUUUCUCUUCCUGAAUAUGACAAGACCAUCCCAACCUUAUGGGAAACCACUAAGGCUUUCAUUGAAGAAAACCCUCAAUAUCUUGACAAGGAUAAUAUGAUGGAUUGGAUUUCUAACGAUAAGGGUCAAACUUACAACGGUUGUCAUUUCUGGUCUAAUUUCGAAAUUGCCAACUUGAACUUCUGGAGAGGUGAAGCUUACACCAAGUACUUUGAAGCUUUGGAUGCAGCUGGUGGUUUCUUCUACGAACGUUGGGGUGAUGCUCCAGUUCAUUCUAUUGCUGUUUCCUUAUUCAUGCCAAGAGACAAGGUUCAUUUCUUUGAAGAUGUUGGAUACUUCCAUGUUCCAUUCCAUAACUGUCCAGUUAACAAGGCUACUAGACUUGCUAAGAACUGUGUUUGUAACCCUAGCGAUGAUUUCACUUGGAGAGGUCACUCUUGUACCCCAAGAUACUACUCCGUUAAGGGUCUCAAGAGACCUGAAGGUUGGGAAAACUUCACUUGAUGAUUAAGUAUAGAAAAAAAAAAAACACAAAAUAAUAUCAUAUGGUAUAAUACUCUAUGUUUAUAUUUAAAUUGGAAUUAUUCCAAUACUUUCUUUCUUUUCCAUUUAUUGGAUUUAGGACGAUACUUACUUAAAUACCGAAUGGAUCUGGAUGGAUCUGGAAAUUCUCCU